Aspergillus campestris IBT 28561 is the source of this 1618-nucleotide messenger RNA. Its product is annotated as amino acid transporter. The record is from RefSeq and is a predicted model, not a curated record. Lineage: Eukaryota; Fungi; Ascomycota; Eurotiomycetes; Eurotiales; Aspergillaceae. Gene Ontology annotation, cellular component: membrane. Gene Ontology annotation, molecular function: amino acid transmembrane transporter activity. The transcript is spliced from 3 exons. Bases 1 to 1608 code for a protein of 535 amino acids. Gene Ontology annotation, biological process: amino acid transmembrane transport.
AUGCAGGACUCCAAGGAUGACAUCGACGUCACCAACAUCGACCAAACGGCCGAGCAAAAGAAUGUAGGAACACUCCAACGACGACUCAAAUCCCGGCAUGUCCAAUUCCUGGCACUCUCGGGGGCGAUAGGAACGGGGCUCUUCGUCGGGAUGGGACAGGUGCUUUCUCUGGCUGGUCCGCUGUCCGCAGUACUCGCCUAUGCCAUCACCGGCGUGAACCUGUUCGCUGUCAUCAACAGCAUGGGCGAGAUGGGGACCUGGCUGCCACUAACGGGGGCGGUGCCUGUAUUCGCCGCUAGAUUUGUGGACGAAGCGCUGGGGUUCACGCUGGGAUGGAACUACUGGUAUCAGUUUGCCAUCGGGGUGCCGAUCGAGAUCAGCGCCGCGGUAAUGGUCAUCGAAUACUGGCCCAACGGGGUGUCGACAGCGGCGUGGAUCACCAUUCUCUUCGCGAUCAUGGUCGUGACCAAUAGCCUCCCGGUGCGGGUCUACGGCGAGGUGGAAUUUGUGCUCGGGUCGAUCAAACUGCUGACCAUCGUCGGACUGAUGAUCCUCAUGUUCAUUAUCACUCUGGGCGGCGGACCCAACCAUGACCGGAUCGGCUUCCGAUAUUGGGUGCACCCAGGGCCGAUGCUCGAGUAUCUUGCGGAGGGGUCACUAGGACGGUUCCUCGCCUUUUGGAAGGUGUUUAUCCAGGCGACGUUCAGCUACGGCGGCAGCGAGAUGGUGGUCGUCGCAGCCGGAGAGACGGAGAAUCCCCGGCGCAACAUCCCCAAGGCCGUGCGACGAGUGUUCUGGCGAAUCGCCAUUUUCUACGUCGGCAGCGUUUUCCUAGUUGGGCUGUGUGUUUCUGCCCAAGACAGCCGACUCCUCAACGCCAUUGAGAACAAAGCAGCCGGCGUCGGAGCCAGCCCGUUCGUCAUCGCCAUCGCGAACAGCGGCAUCCGCGUGCUGCCGUCGAUCAUCAACGCUGUCGUGCUGACGUCGGCUGUAUCAGCGGGCAACUCGUUCUUCUACGCCUCAACGCGCAUCCUCUACUCGACAGCGUUAGACGGCAAGGCCCCCCGGUUCCUCACGUACGAGAAGUUUGGCGUCCCCUACGCCUGCGUGGCCGUGACCAGCGCUCUCAGCUUGCUCGUCUAUCUCAAUGUAUCCGCCAGUGCAGCCGAGGUCUUCUUCUGGAUUAGCAACCUCAGCUCGGUGAGCACACUGAUCGUGUGGGCCUCCAUCUCUAUCACCUAUGUGCGGUUCUACCGUGGACUCAAGCACCACGGCAUCGACCGAUCAACGCUCCCGUUCAAAUCACCAUUUCAGCCGUACCUGGCGUACUUCGCCAUCGGGUUCUCAACGAUAGUCGCCUUUUUCAACGGAUACGAUGCUUUCUUCCCUGGCAGGUUCAGCGCCAAGAGCUUCGUGCCGCCGUACAUCGAUAUCCCGAUCUUUGCUUGUCUGUUCCUGGGAUACAAGAUUGUCAAGCGGACCAAAUUCGUGCGACUGGAGGACAUGGAUCUCUGGUCUGGGAAGGCGGAGGCAGACCGAUUGGAGUCGGUGUGGGAGGAGCCCAAACCUCGCAAUUUUCUAGAGAGAAUAUGGUUCUGGAUUGCGUGAGGGAAUCGAG